CUGUAGGGUACAGGUGCGGAAGCGAUGACCGCAGUCAGCUAACCAGCUCACAGGUCGCGAGAUGAAACGCCCGAACCCAGAUCCGACGCAAGAAGAAGCCAGGUGAACCCAGACAGCAACACCACAACGACCACACACACUCACUGAUCUCCCUUGGUUGGCGCUGCGUACGUGCUACAUGUGCAGCAAAGUCGCCCGAUCUGAUGGCGACCCGUCUGCAGCCGCGCCACAAGCACCUCAAGCACCACCACAAGGUCGGUUCGGUUGUGUAUCGCUGUCCUCCCACCAAUCUGUUUGUCUGUCUGUCUGUCUAAUGCAUCAGGCGAUGUGAGUGCAUCAGGUGAGGCCGCAUCCGCUGCUGCUGCUGCUGUUGCUGUGUCGGUGUCGCCCGGGCCGGCUCCCAUCUCGCCGGGCACCGCCGCAAUCAGCAGCCCAGCGAUGGAGGCCAUGGCGAGGGCAGCACUCCUGGUAGCCAACACACAUCAACACCAUUCAUUAUAUGCAUCUGUCUACCUGCUGCUUGUGAAGGCGCAAGCGGGUGUUCCGAGCACCACUGACAGCAGCACAAAACCUGCAAGGUGCGCAUUAGGAUCAGGAAACAGAGGCGACCUGCCUGCCUGCCUGUCUGUCUGUCUGUCUGCCAGCCUGUCUUGCUCGGAUGCACUCAUUAGAAUACCCUCCCUGGUGUCUGUCGUUUGCUGCCUGCCCAUGUAUGUGUGUGUGUGUGUGUGUCAGGAAGGUGUAUGUGGGGAACGUGCCGAUGCUCGUGACGGAGAUGCAGAUAAAGCAGUUCUUCAACACCAUACUCGACUCACUGCUGCCAAACAAACCACCUGGCGAAGUGGUCAGAAGGAGAAGAAAACAAACGACGGGAUGGAUGGAGGCAGGCAGGGGCAGACAGACGGCAAUGGUUGGUCGAUCGGUCGAUGGAUGGAUGGGUGGAUCUGGGGGGCAGGUGACGGAGGUGUACCUGAACGCUGCGAAGCGGUUUGCCUUCAUCGAACACCGGUCGGUAUGCGUUUUUCUGCAUACCCUACUCGGCGUGGGGGCUGCGGUUCGUUCAUGUGUGUGCUCCGCCUGCUGCGUCUGGUCAGUUCCAUCGAGGAGGCCAAUUUCACCAUCUCCCUCGACGGACUCAACAUGGUCAGACAGACAGACAGGGAGGGAGGGAGGGAGGGCAGGCACACGACCGUCAUGGCACACGUGUGUAUUGAUUGCUCUGUGCAGAUGGGGUGUUCGCUGAAGCUGCGUCGUCCGCAGGACUACAACGCCACCCUCGCGCAGGCCCAGCUGCAACAGGUACGUGUUAGGUUACGUACGUACGUACCAGAGGGAGAGAGACUGUGAGUGCAUUGCAUGCGGACCAAAACGACCACAGUGCACUGCACUGCAAGCCAUCGGCGUCGGACUCCUUCAUUCACAUGUGUAUCGUAUCGUAUCGGCUCGAUGCGCCACAGGAGAUUGCUCGGAGGGGCGGCGUCUCUGUGGUUGCUGGGGCCAAGCCGCUCUCGUCUAUCGCGGGCAGCCAGGGUAAAUUAAAUGCAUAUAUACACGCGACCGACCGAGCGACAUCCAUGGCUGUCUGUCUGUCUGUCUGUCUGUGGGUGCGUUGGAUUGGAUACACUGUGUGUUUGUGUUCAGAGAUAGUGUCCACGUCGGUGGAGGACAGCCCCAACAAGGUCUUCAUCGGCGGCCUCCCACACAACCUCUCGGAGCAAAACGUCAAGGUACCUACCCACACACUACAGCGGACAAUGCUACAUCCAGAGACGUAUCCCUCCCCGGUUUGGUCUUGUCCGUCCGUUCGUCUGUCUGUCUGUCUGUGUGUCUUUGUGCAGGAGAUGCUGCAGAAGUUCGGCCCUCUCAAGGCCUUCCACCUCGUCAAGGUCAACCAACACACAAACGAACGCACUGACUGACUGACCCUCUCCCCCUCUCUCUCCGUCCCUCUCUCUCUCUCUCUCUCUGUGCGUGUGUGCAUUCAGGAGCGUGAGAGGGACACGUCGAAGGGCUUCGCCUUCUGCGAGUGGCGCGACCCCAACGUCACCGACGUCGCAUGCGCCAACCUCAAUGGGACCGUCAUCGGUAGGGAGGGAGGGAGGGAGGGAGAGGGGGAGUACAGGUGGCCAGCAUGCGCGCGGCAUCUGUCUGUCUAUCUGUCUGUCUGUCUGUGUCUGCGUGUCAUGUGCUUGCUGUUCAGGCGACCGUACACUCAACGUGCGCCGGGCGCUUCCUCAUGGGGUACGUCAGAGUGGAGUGAGAAUAUGGCACCAACACAUUCAUUCAGUACAUCCCUGUGUGCCUCAUGUGUGCCUCUGUGCGGCUGUAGAGUGCGUCAUCGGUUGCGUCUGUGAGCCCGACCACAGUGGCGAUUGUGUCAGGGGUGCCCAAGGCCGGCGGAAUUGGGUGAGAGUGCGUGUGUCCAGUCCACAGAGCACGACAACACAACACAACGCAGGCCUCGGCCCUCUGUGGAUCCAUCCAUCCAUCCACCUAUCCGUUGCUGCAGCAAGCCGAGUCGCGUCAUGUCGUUCACCAACCUCCUCACCGUUGCACAUCUGGUCGGUACCAACACAAACACACACACGACUGCUAACCACCGACACAGAGCUCACCUGACCGACUGUGUGUGUCUCUGUUGGUGCGUAUUGUGUCUGUGCCAUCCAUCCAUCAGUCUAGCCACGAUGAGAUUCGACGUCUGAUGGAGUUGGCGCGCGACGAGUGCGCCAAGAUCGCCGCCGUGCGUGUGGUCGAGUUCCACAACGGCGCCGUUCUCGUCGAAUUCCCUAACGUCAAAGACGCCGCCAGGGCCAUCCAGAAAUUCCAGAGUCAGAACCAGUGAAGGCGCCUCGAUCCGUAACCCUUCUGUUGUCAUCUCUCCCUCUGUCUCUCUCUCUGUGUCUUGGUUUAUAUGUCAGAUGGUGUGUUGGACGGUCGCGUGAUGCAGGUAUCGUUCGCCGAGCUCACCGCAAGCAUGCAGCAGGCCGCCAUUGCACGUAUGCAGCAGGCCGCCGCUGCAGCUUCAUCGGCUUCCGCCCCAUCGGCCCAACCGGCAGCAGCAGCAGCACCAGCACCAGCACCAUCGAGCAGCCCCUCCCCUCCCCCUCCCCCAUGCCCAUCCAAUGGCACCCUGCCAAACGACGCAGCAGAAGAAAGAGGUGGCCAGACGGACGCGGCCCCCAGGAGCAAUGGGACUGGCGACAGGCCAGAUACCGGGCCGAGCCAAGGGGCGGGGGAGGCCAAUGGCGGCGAUGGGGCGAACGACAGAGAGGGCGACAAGAGCUGACAGGG
Vitrella brassicaformis is the source of this 3291-nucleotide messenger RNA. The record is from the annotation of a GenBank genome assembly. NCBI's taxonomy places the organism in Eukaryota, Vitrellaceae.